This is a messenger RNA of Amaranthus tricolor (Joseph's coat), 586 nucleotides long. RefSeq names its product cysteine proteinase inhibitor 1. The record is from RefSeq and is a predicted model, not a curated record. The coding region runs from base 84 to 425 and encodes 113 amino acids. Gene Ontology annotation, molecular function: cysteine-type endopeptidase inhibitor activity. The transcript has a single exon. Lineage: Eukaryota; Viridiplantae; Streptophyta; Magnoliopsida; Caryophyllales; Amaranthaceae.
ACUUUUCCCACAUUAAACUCCCUUUCACAAUUUCACCGGCCUUUCUCCUUUUCAACCUCCAUUCUCCUCAAAUCUAGACAAAAAUGACCCCCCGCCGCAUCCUUCUCGCCUUCUCCCUCCUCGUCGCGAUAUCCGCCGUUUCUGCCGGCCGUAAACGCGACGCCCUUGUCGGAGGAUACAAGUCCAUCAAAGAUCUCAACGAUCCGUACGUUCAAGAUGUGGCCAAAUUCGCCGUAACAGAACAUAACAAAGAAGGAAAAGACCAUCUCGAAUUGGUCAAAAUCAUUAAAGGUGAGUCUCAGGUUGUCGCCGGAACUAAUUAUCGUCUUACAAUCGCCGCCAACGAUUCUCACCAGUAUGAGGCUGUUGUUUAUGAUAAACCAUGGCAACAUUACAGGAGUCUCACAUCUUUCACUCCUAUUUAAAAUUUCUAUGUUUAAUUGUUGAUUUGUACUUGAAAAAAAUGUUAUGAGUGAGAUUUUAUGAUUGCUUCAAUGUGAUAUGAAAUAAGAGUGUAUUUUUCGUUCUUUGUCGGUUGUAAUGUUAAUACGAAAUCCAAUGUGAUGAUAUCGUGAAAUUUGUUUUA